Messenger RNA from Penaeus vannamei (Pacific white shrimp), 746 nucleotides. Lineage: Eukaryota; Metazoa; Arthropoda; Malacostraca; Decapoda; Penaeidae. The record is from RefSeq and is a predicted model, not a curated record.
CUGGGCACACCUGGACGUCGUCAUCGCCCUGCUGGCCGCCGGAGCAGACACGGACGUGCAGGAAAAGGACGGUUUCACUCCGCUUCACAAAGCCACCUACUACGAGUUCCCGGACAUCGUUAUGGCUUUGCUCGACUCGGGGGCGAACGUCGACCUACAGAGCAAAGAGGGCGACACACCGCUCAUCUACGCCGCCAAGAAGGGCAACGUCGACCUCAUCACCCUCCUGGUCAACGCCACGGCCAACCCCAACCUCCAGGAACACACAGGCAAGACGGCGCUGCACUGGGCCGUCAUCAACCGCAAGGCCAACUGCGUGAGGGCUCUGCUGUGGGGCUGCCCGGACCUCAACAUCAGGGACCACGACGGGAUGACGGCAUACGACAUCGCCCAGUAUAAACCCAAGGAAGAGGUCCUCCAACUUCUGGAAGGUCACGACCCCUCCAACUGUACCAUGAAUCCUGAUUUCAUGAAUAAUGACGUGUACUAGCGCCUCUGGAUUCAACGUCAAAGGACCCGGAUAGAGUGAGAGGAACCUGCUAAAGAAGGAUGAAAAUGGAAUGAAACUUUCGCUUUUUGCCUCGAUGGAGUUCUACUUUUUCAUUAAAACCCGAAACUUUAACAAAAAAGAUUCAAGUGAAGAGAAGACAAACCUGGAGAUGGAUUUAGAUGUUCUUCAAGUGUUCAAUUGAAACUUAUAGAGGGAAUGGAUAUCCUUUUGCUGAAUAAUAAGACCAAUGCAUUUG